This is a messenger RNA of Owenia fusiformis, 2078 nucleotides long. The record is from the annotation of a GenBank genome assembly. Lineage: Eukaryota; Metazoa; Annelida; Polychaeta; Sabellida; Oweniidae.
GGUUAAACGUUGUGAAGUUCAAUGCCGAAAAUAUGUGUAAAAAUCAGAUAAAUAUAACACCGUGUAAUACAGCUGGAAGUGUAAAGGAAACUUUUUUAAAGUAGAAAAAUGGCUGUUAAAAUGCAUCAGCAGUAUGUCACAAUUGGUAUGAACAGCCUUUAAAAUACGAAACUACCACAACCAGGACGAUGAACAAAUUCAGUUUUGCUAUAAAUACUGAAGACGUUCCUAGAUGAUUUGGUAAAGGUUCUUCAAGAAAUAUUGUGUUGGCAGCAGUUGCCCAAAAUGUCACACACAAGCGAUACCGAAGUGUCGGGAUCGGUCGAACCAAUCAUACGCCAUCCGAUGAGAUCUACAAGGCAGAUACCCUUACCCGCACCCCAACCUGUAAAUAACAAAUCGAAACCAACGAAAGAACUAUCACCAGCGGAGGCAAAACGCAAGCAAUUAAAAGUAUGGAAAAAUGUGCUUGUCGUUGCAGUCGCCUUUUUGAUGAACUUCACAGCAUUUCAGUCGCUUUCGAAUCUCCAAAGCAGUUUAAACAGAGAGGAAGGUCUAGGAGUUGCCGGCCUCUCAGUCGUCUACGCUGCUCUUGUUAUAUCAUGCAUGUUCCUGCCGACGAUCCUUAUUAAGAAUAUCGGCUGUAAAUGGACGAUUAUGUGUUCCCUUUUGACGUACGCGGCGUACAUCGCCGCUAACUUUUACGCCACUUGGGGUACCAUCAUCCCCGGGGCGAUCAUUCUGGGAUUAGGGGCGGCGCCUUUAUGGUCUGCUAAAUGUACUUAUUUAACAGAAACAGCCGAGGAAUACAGUGGGAUAACCAAGGAAACGACAGAAGCUGUCAUUAACAGAUUCUUUGGCGUAUUCUUUUUUAUAUUUCAGUCAGGUCAGAUAUGGGGGAAUUUGAUAUCUUCUCUGGUGCUUACCAAACUGCCAGAGAAUGGAACGGACGUCAUUCCAGAGUACAUUUUACAAAACUGCGGAGCCCAGUACUGCCAAGAGCCAGAAGAUAAUUCAAAUAGUAAUCUAGAGAGGCCAGAAUUAUCCCAGGUGUACAUGCUGUGUGGUAUCUACCUCUCAUGUUCUUUACUGUCCUCAGUCAUCACUGCAAUUUUCCUGGACAACCUUAAAUCAAAGCCUGAUGAUAUAACCAUGGUUACCAAACAACAAGAUCCAGUCACAGAACCAAGUACCUCAGGAAGUAUAUCUACAUUAACAACAGUGUAUGCUUCAAAUGAUUUAUCAACGAAUUCUGUAGAUGAUGGUGAAAAUGCAAGCAAUGGGCAUGAGAUUGUUGAAUUUGAUGCAUCUAAGGAAAAUCUGAUAAAGACCGAAUCUUGUUGGAAGAGAUUGAAACCGCAGUAUUUGAUAGCCACAUUAAGGCACAUGAAACAUAGGAGUCAGCUAUUGUUGAUCCCGUUGACAAUAUACAGUGGACUGGAACAGGCUUUUCUGGCCAGCGACUACACCAAGGCCUAUGUGAGCUGUGCCUUGGGAAUAUGGAUGGUUGGCUAUGUCAUCAUAUGUUUUGGAGUCACAAAUGCACUUUGUUCUUUGAUAUUUGGAAGACUAGUUAAGUAUGUUGGACGAAUACCAUUCUUUGUACUUGGUGCAGUACUGAACUAUGGUGUGCAAAUAACCUUGUUGAUAUGGCAACCAUCAGCCAAUCAGCUGGCUGUAUUUUUUGCCAUGUCAGCAUUAUGGGGAAUGUCAGAUGCAGUUUGGCAGACUCAGAUCAACGCCCUCUAUGGGAGCAUUUUCACCAGUAAAUCAGAACCAGCAUUUGCGAACUAUCGCUUAUGGGAAUCUCUCGGUUUUAUCAUAGCGUAUGCCUACAGUAAUUUCUUAUGCAUUUCCACUAAAAUCUACAUUCUUAUGACUAUUUUGACAGUUGGUAUGAUAAGUUAUGGAUUUUUAGAAUUUCGUGAGCGAAGAAUUGCCAAAUUGAAUCGUAUGGAAGAACUCAGGGAGGAAGCUUACAGUAAUCCUGCCAUGGACUGGAAAGAUUAUGGAACUGUUUAUGAAACGAAUAUCUAAAUACUGUAGACUAAACAGAUAUAGGGUUUUCUUCCCCUAUU